This is a messenger RNA of Syzygium oleosum, 1362 nucleotides long. RefSeq lists its product as uncharacterized. Gene Ontology annotation, molecular function: sulfotransferase activity. The record is from RefSeq and is a predicted model, not a curated record. Lineage: Eukaryota; Viridiplantae; Streptophyta; Magnoliopsida; Myrtales; Myrtaceae. The coding region runs from base 107 to 1135 and encodes 342 amino acids. The transcript has 6 exons.
ACGGAGAAGAAGCAGAAGAAAAAUCUGUGCUUUAGUAGGGAAAAUUUUCCAUCUUUGCGAUGCAUAACCCUUCUGUCUUCUCGUCGUGUGUUCCAGGUUCCUAGCAAUGGCGGAGGUCAUAUAUUUCUUAAACAAGGACACUUUAAUGGUUAAACCUCGGAAGAAAUCACCUCUAGUAUAUAGGAUGAUAGUUUUGGCAUUUUCAAUGUUCUGUGGGGUGUAUAUAUGCUCAAUCUGUCUGAAGCAAAUAAGCCGCCGCGCCAAGCCAAAUCUUUUGAACAUCCAAAUCACCGAGGAACCUUGCGAGCUUCAUGGCAUAAAACAAUCUGAUAAACCUUCAAUCCAUUAUCCAAAACCCAAAACUUUUAGCAGGGCUGAAUGUGCAGAUAAUCCAGUGCGAUAUUUCGUUAUUGUGUCGACACAGAGAUCGGGAAGUGGGUGGUUCGAGACACUCCUAAAUAGCCACGCCAACGUGAGCUCCAAUGGGGAGAUUUUCUUCGUCAUGGAUAGGAGGAAGAAUGUUUCCACGAUUUUACAGACUCUUGACAAAGUUUACAACUUGGAUUGGUUUAGCAGUGCGUCGAAGAACGAGUGCUCUGCUGCAGUUGGCUUCAAGUGGAUGCUUAAUCAGGGAGUGAUGGAUCACCAUACAGAAAUUGUGCAGUACUUCACCCAUAGACAUGUUUCUGUAAUUUUCCUCUUCCGCAGAAAUCUUCUGCGCCGCAUGGUGUCAGUGCUAGCAAAUUCCUAUGACCGCUAUGCUAAACUGUUGAAUGGAACCCACAAGUCCCACGUGCAUUCUCCUCAAGAGGCUGCGACACUCUCGGGAUACAAGCCUACGAUCAACUCCUCAUCGUUGAUCAAUGAUUUCAAGGAGAUGGAGAAGACAGUUUCCAAGGUUUUGACAUACUACAAUACCACGAGGCACAUGGUGCUCUACUACGAGGAUCUCAUGAAGAAUUGGACUAAGCUAAAAGAAGUACAAGAGUUCCUCAGCCUGCCAACGAUGGAUUUGACGAGCCGCCAGAUCAAGAUACAUAGUGGGCCGUUGUCGGACCAUAUCAAGAACUGGGAUGAUGUUUUGACGACAAUUAAUGGGACGAGUUAUGAGCGCUUCAUCCAUGCUGACUAUUGAACUGUGCUUCAUCGGCAAGAUUUUGGAAUUAUGUACAUAACAAGUUAAAGUUAGUCAUCUUCUUGGGUGCAGAAGCUAACGACAGGAGCCACGAGAAUCGUGCUCUCAGAGGCUGCUCGUUUUUUGGGCCUAAGUUUUGUUUCCUCCUCUGCAUUCAACACAUAGUUGAAUCUCACAGUAAUUCUGUUCCUUUUUCAGUUCUAAAAGCUUGUCAUUCUUGAUUAUUA